Molecule: messenger RNA, 3324 nt
Organism: Galleria mellonella (greater wax moth)
Lineage: Eukaryota; Metazoa; Arthropoda; Insecta; Lepidoptera; Pyralidae
Exons: 2
Coding region: 1-3324 (1107 amino acids)
Source: RefSeq, a predicted model, not a curated record
AUGUCAUCAUCAAAUUCAUCGCUGUCAGUAGAUGUUGCACAGGAGGCUGCUGCUAUGGACCCUGUGCCCACUACAGACAUAGUUCGUGCGCGAAAAAAGUGGACUAAAGACAUGAAUAUGUUCAUAUGGCGCACUUAUCUCAUAAUAACUGCAUUAGAAACAAAAGUCAAAGGAUACCUAGAACCGUUACACAGACAAUUCGUCGAAAAAUACCCUGACAUGAAAGUAUCAAAGCAGCGUGUAGGGAACCAACGACGAGCAAUUUUGAGGAAUAAACUCCUUCCAUCCAUUGUGUUAACUGAUCUGAGGAAAGAAGUCUCAGAGAUUCUUAACCAAGAAAACCAAUUAUUACCUGAAACAACUUUUGCACGUAAUUCAUCUAGAAGAAUCAACUGGACUAACGAUAUGAAUGAGUCAAUCAUUAAAUCUUAUUACAAAAUCACUCAGCUUGAAACAAAUAAAUGUGCAUACCGUAAACAGCUUCAUGCAAGUGUAAUAGACCAAUUCCCACAAUUAGAACAUCUUUCAGAACAACGAAUUGCAGAUCAACGUCGAGCAAUUAUAGUAAAUAAAUAUAUUACCGAUCAACGGUUAGAAGAAAUAAAACGAGAAGUAGAAUCUGUUUUAACAACACCUAAUUUACAACUUAGUCUUGAAAACCAGAUUUGUGCGAGUACAAAUUCAUCAAGACCAAAUAACAUACAGACGAUUCAAACUUCUAUUUCACAAAAUACCUCUAUAAAUUCCCAAGAUAACGACCAGAUGACAGAUACUAAUAACCAUUAUUACAAUAGAAGUAAAUCGAUCACAUAUACAAACUCACAGUUAGAUUUACAUAUUAUGGCUAAAUUUGAAGAAACACUUAGCCGUUUUAAAGAUACAAAUCCUACAGAAAGACCUUACAUACCAAAACAAAAAGUCUCUAGGAAGCUGAAAUAUAUAAUCAACUACAUAAAUACAAAACUAUUGUCGAAACAAAUAACAGAAAAUGAAAAUUUCAUAAAAACACACACGACACUAUAUUGUGCGGCUUUUACUGCAGCAAUCUGCAACGGGACAAAAAUCAAAGAACAAAGAACUGAUAUACACCAAACCAUCUAUACUCCAGUCUGGCAACAGAGACUACGUAAAAAAAUAGAAGAUUUAAGAAGAGACAUUGGAAGGAUGAUACAAUACAUGAGGGGUAACAGAAGUAGAAGAUUGAAACAACACAUAGACAAUAUCAAAAACACAUAUAAAAUACAUACUAAACACGAAGAACCCAACAUUACUGACAAUCAGGUCUUAGAUACAUUAAAACAAAAAUUAAACGCUGCAACAAGUCGAUUAAAGCGAUACGUAAACUGCACAUUAAGAAAAAAACAAAAUUCUCAAUUCAUUAACAGCGAAAAGCAAUUUUAUAGACAGCUCACAUUAAAUACACAAAAUACACCUACAGGUGCUAACACACAAUCAACGGUGACAAUGCCGUCAGCUGAAGACUUACUCGUACAUAGGUUCUGGUCUAACAUUUGGGCUAACCCAGUAUCACACAACGAUGCUGCAGGCUGGAUAAAAACGAACGCACAACUCUUGGACAAGAUUACUGCCAUGCAAUAUGAACAUGUCCCAAUACAAGUUUUCGAUGAUGUCAUAAAGAAAAUGCACAAUUGGAAAGCUCCAGGAACAGAUAAUAUCCAUAAUUACUGGUACAAAAAAUUUAGUAGACUGCAUCCAAUACUGCAUAAUCAUAUCAAUAGUUUUAUAGAAAACCCAGACACUAUACCAGAGUUUGUUACGGAGGGCAUAACGUACAUGAUACCUAAAGAUCAGGAACACCAAGAUCCAGGAAAGUAUCGACCUAUUACAUGUUUACAGAAUAUAUAUAAAAUAGUUACAUCAUGUCUCACUAAUUUAAUAUAUAAUCACAUCGAAAGGAACAAUAUUUUGAGUGAAGAGCAGAAGGGUUGUCGCAAAAAUAGUCGGGGCUGCAAAGAACAGUUAACAAUAGACACAAUAGCAAUGAAAAUAGUUUCCCUAAGAAAGAAAGAUUUCAGUGUAAUGUACAUAGAUUACUGCAAAGCAUUCGAUUCUGUACCACAUAGCUGGCUUCUGUAUAUCCUUCACCAUUACAAAAUUCAUCCAAAUAUUAUAGCACUCCUAGAAUCCACUAUGAAACACUGGAAAACAAAAUUAAAGUUAAUCAACGGUAGUAAUAUUAUACAAACUGCUGACAUUCCAAUAAGGCGAGGCAUAUUCCAGGGAGAUGCAUUGAGUCCCCUGUGGUUCUGCCUCGCCCUAAAUCCACUCUCCCAAAUACUCAAUGAAUCCGACGCAGGACUAAAAAUAUCAUCAGAUGAAAACGAAACAAAAUUGUCACACCUCAUGUUUAUGGACGACAUAAAACUUUACAGUAAUGAUAUACAAACACUCCAUAAGCUAGCAGAUCUAACACAAACUUUCUCUAAUGACAUAUGCAUGCAAUUCGCUGUAGAUAAAUGUAAAAGCCUCACAAUCUCCAAUGGUAAAAUAAUAAAUGCUGAAUAUGAACUAAACUCGGGGGAUUUGAUAGAACCACUUGACCCUCACAGUUCAUACAAAUAUCUGGGAUUCCAACAAUCACGCCAAAUACACCAAAAACAGGUUAAACAAGAUUUAAUCAAAAAAUUUAAACAUAGAUUAAACGCAUUAUUACGCUCUCAGCUGAAUUCACGUAACCUUACUAAAGCCAUCAAUACUUACGCUAUCCCUGUAUUAACUUAUUCAUUUGGAAUAAUCAACUGGACUAAAACAGAUCUUAAAAACCUGCAGCGAAUCAUAAACACGACAUUAACUACACAUCGCAAGCACCAUCCAAAAUCCUGUAUACAAAGAUUAACAUUACCAAGACAUGAGGGAGGAAGAGGAAUAAGCGAUAUCACCAAUCUCCAUAACAAACAGAUUACAAACUUAAGAAAUUACUUCUACACAAGAGCAGUGAAAUCGAAUCUCCACAAAGUAAUUAUAGAAACAGACAUGCGACUAACGCCUUUAAACUUGCGGGAUAGGACAACUCAAGGGAAUGAAAAAAUAACAGACAACAAGGACAAGAUUUUAACCUGGCAGCAAAAGUCACUGCACGGAAGACAUCAAAAGGAUUUACAACAGCAUCAUGUCGAUAAAAAAGCAUCGAAUGCAUGGUUGAUUCAUGGAGAUCUUUUUCCUGAAACAGAGGCUUUUGCAAUGGCAAUCCAAGACCAAUUUAUUUUAGACGAUUUAUACCCGGUGGCCGGUUGUGGUCCGAGGAAACGGGGGUCGGGUGGGUCACAACGAUACGUCAGUGUGGGAGGAGGUGGACGCGCGUGA